AUGGCGUCCUCAAUCAGGCCUUCCCUUUCUGGUUCGUUGAGGUUUGUGGGCCCUUCUCGUUUUGGCGUUGCCUUGUCUUCUUCCGACAAUUCUCCUCCUCGGAAGCUCAGUACUUCGCAUCUCGGCAGUGCGGUCCCUCAAGCUCUGUCUUUUGGUAUUAAAAAUUCCAAGUUUUUAAGAACAGAAGAAAGUAGAAUGGCGGUUAGCUCGACAGGAAAUAUAGCACAAGCAAGCACUGCUUCAACUGAACAAGAUGUCUUGGAUUGGGUGAAAAAGGAUAAGAGAAGAAUGCUUCAUGUUGUUUACCGUGUUGGGGACUUGGACAGGACAAUAAAGUUCUACACAGAGUGUUUGGGCAUGAAGUUGUUGCGAAAGCGUGACAUUCCUGAGGAGAGAUAUACAAAUGCAUUUCUGGGAUAUGGCCCCGAAGAUUCUCAUUUUGUUAUUGAACUUACUUACAAUUAUGGAGUUGACAAAUAUGACAUUGGAGCCGGGUUUGGUCAUUUUGGCAUUGCAGUCGAGGAUGUUGCAAAGACUGUAGAUUUGAUUAAAGCAAAGGGUGGGAAAGUUACAAGGGAACCAGGCCCUGUCAAAGGUGGCAAUACUGUUAUUGCAUUCAUUGAAGAUCCUGAUGGAUAUAAAUUUGAGCUUUUGGAGAGGGGUCCUACACCAGAGCCAUUUUGUCAAGUUAUGCUGAGAGUUGGCGAUCUUCAACGGGCAAUAGAAUUUUAUCAGAAGGCUUAUGGCAUGGAGCUUCUACGCACACGUGAUAACCCUCAAUAUAAGUAUACAAUAGCAAUGAUGGGUUAUGGUCCUGAAGAUAAAAGUGCCGUAAUGGAAUUGACAUAUAAUUAUGGAGUUACUGAGUAUGAAAAGGGAAAUGCAUAUGCACAGAUUGCCAUAGGCACAGAUGAUGUAUAUAAAACUGCAGAAGCAAUUAGGCUCGCAGGUGGAAAGAUUACGCGAGAACCUGGACCCUUACCUGGUAUUAAUACAAAGAUUACUGCAUGCCUGGAUCCGGAUGGUUGGAAGACGGUUUUUGUUGACAAUAUCGACUUCCUCAAGGAGCUUGAAUGA
Molecule: messenger RNA, 1077 nt
Organism: Oldenlandia corymbosa var. corymbosa
Lineage: Eukaryota; Viridiplantae; Streptophyta; Magnoliopsida; Gentianales; Rubiaceae
Source: the annotation of a GenBank genome assembly